GAAAACAGAAAAGGAAAGGGAUAGAGGCACAGAGGACUUCUCACACAGGACAGAACGACCAGGCAUGGAGCUUUCCCUCUUCCCUCACCUGUUCUUGCCCCUGGUGUAUCUGGCAGGUCUCUGCUCCCCCUUUAACCUGGACGCACAUCACCCACGCCUCUUCACAGGGCCACCAGAGGCUGAAUUUGGAUACAGUGUCUUACAACAUGUUGGGGGUGGACAGCGAUGGAUGCUGGUGGGUGCCCCCUGGGAUGGGCCUUCAGGUGACCGGAGAGGGGAUGUUUAUCGCUGCCCUGUAGAUGGCUCCCACAGUGCCCCAUGUGCCAAGAGCCACUUGGGUGAUUAUCAACUGGGAAAUUCAUCUCAUCCUGCUGUGAAUAUGCACCUGGGGAUGUCUCUACAAGAGACAGAUGCUGAUGGGGGAUUUCUGGCCUGUGCCCCUCUCUGGUCUCGUGCUUGUGGCAGCUCUGUCUUCAGUUCUGGGAUAUGUGCCCGUGUGGAUGCUUCAUUCCAGCCCCAAGGAAGCCUGGCGCCCACUGCCCAACGCUGCCCCACAUACAUGGAUGUUGUCAUCGUCUUGGAUGGCUCCAACAGCAUCUACCCCUGGUCUGAAGUUCAGACUUUCCUACGGAGGCUGGUAGGGAGAUUGUUUAUUGAUCCAGAACAGAUACAGGUGGGACUGGUACAAUAUGGGGAGAGCCCUGUACAUGAGUGGUCCCUGGGAGAUUUUCGAACUAAGGGAGAAGUGGUGAGAGCUGCAAGGAACCUCAGUCGGCAGGAGGGACGAGAAACGAAGACUGCCCAAGCAAUAAAGGUGGCCUGCACAGAAGGGUUCAGUCAAUCCCGGGGUGGACGACCAGAGGCUGCCAGGUUACUGGUGGUGGUCACUGAUGGAGAGUCACAUGAUGGAGAGGAUCUUCCGGCAGCACUAAAGGCCUGUGAGGCUGGAAAAGUGACACGUUAUGGGAUUGCGGUCCUUGGUCACUACCUUCGUCGGCAACGAGACCCUAGCUCUUUUCUUCGGGAAAUUAGAGCAAUUGCCAGUGAUCCAGAUGAGCGAUUCUUUUUCAAUGUUACAGAUGAGGCUGCACUGACUGAUAUUGUGGAUGCACUAGGAGACCGGAUUUUUGGCCUUGAAGGGUCCCAUGGAGAAAAUGAAAGCUCUUUUGGGCUGGAAAUGUCUCAGAUUGGUUUCUCUACACAUCAGCUAAAGGAUGGAAUUCUCUUUGGGAUGGUGGGGGCCUAUGACUGGGGGGGCUCAGUACUGUGGCUUGAAGAAGGUCAUCACCAUUUCCCCCUACAAACGGCCCUGGAAGAUGAGUUUCCCCCUGCAUUGCAGAAUCAUGCAUCCUACCUAGGUUACUCUGUUUCCUCCAUGCUUCUGCGGAGUGGACGUCGCCUCUUUCUCUCAGGGGCCCCUAGGUUUAGACAUCGAGGAAAAGUCAUCGCCUUCCAGCUUAAGAAAGAUGGGACUGUGAAGGUUGCCCACAGCCUCCAAGGGGAGCAGUCACCUCCCCUUUGCUCUGGGUCGCUGCCACCCACCACUCCCCAGAUUGGCUCAUACUUUGGCAGUGAGCUCUGCCCAUUGGAUACGGAUAGCGAUGGAACAACUGAUGUCUUACUUGUGGCUGCUCCCAUGUUCCUGGGACCCCAGAACAAGGAGACAGGACGUGUUUAUGUGUAUCGGGUGGGCCAGCAGUCUUUGCUGAUGCUCCAAGGGACACUUCAGCCAGAACCCCCACAGGAUGCUCGGUUUGGCUUUGCCAUGGGUGCUCUUCCUGAUCUAAACCAAGAUGGCUUUGCUGAUGUGGCUGUGGGCGCUCCGCUGGAGGAUGGGCACCAGGGAGCCCUGUACUUGUAUCACGGAACCCAGAGUGGAGUCAGGCCCCACCCUGCCCAGCGGAUUGCAGCUGUCUCCAUGCCACGGGCUCUCAGCUACUUUGGUCGAAGUAUAGAUGGCCGGCUAGAUCUGGAUGGAGAUGAUCUGGUGGAUGUGGCUGUGGGUGCCCAGGGGGCAGUUGUCCUGCUGAGCUCCCAGCCCAUUGUCCAUGUGGCCCUCUCACUGGAUGUGACCCCACCAGCCAUCAGCGUGGUGCAGAGGGACUGUAGACGGCGCAGGCAGGAAGCAGUCUGCCUGACUGCUGACCUCUGCUUCCACGCGACCUCCCGUACUCCUGGUCACUGGGACCGCAGGUUCAAUAUGCAGGUGACAGCAUCACUGGAUGAGUGGACAGCUGGGGUACGGGCAGCAUUUGAUAGCUCUGGCCAGAGGCUCUCUCCUGUGCGUCUCCAGCUCAGCGUGGGAAAUGUCACAUGUGAGCAGCUGCACUUCCAUGUGCUGGAUACAUCAGAUUACCUCCGACCGGUGGUCUUGACCGUGACCUUUGCCUUGGACAACACGACAAAGCCAGGGCCUGUGCUGGAUGAAAGUUCACCCACCUCUCUACAAAAGCUGGUCCCCUUCUCAAAAGAUUGUGGCCCUGACAAUGAAUGUGUCACAGAUUUGGUGCUCCAAGCCAAAAUGGACAUCAGAGGCUCCAGGAAGGCUCCAUUCGUGAUUCAAGGUGGCCGGCAAAAAGUGCUGGUAUCAGCAACUCUGGAGAACAGGAAGGAAAAUGCCUACAACACUAGCUUGAGUCUCACCUUCUCUAAAAAUCUCCACCUGGCCAGUCUCAUUCCUCAGAGGAAUAGCCGGGUAAAAGUGGAAUGUGCAGCGACUACGCCUCAUGCCCGGCUCUGCAGUGUGGGGCAUCCCGUCUUCCAGACUGGUGCUAAGGUGACCUUUCUGCUAGAGUUUGAGUUUAGCUGCUCCUCUCUCCUGAGUCAAGUCUUCGUGAGGCUGACUGCCAGUAGCAGUAGCCUGGAGAGGAAUAGGACCCUUCAAGACAAUAUAGCCCAGACUUCUGCCUACGUCCAAUAUGAGCCUCACCUCCUAUUCUCCAGUGAGUCCACCCUGCAGCGCUAUGAGGUUCACCCUUAUAGAAUCCUCUCACUGGGUCCUGGUCCUGAAUUCAAAACCACUCUUAGGGUUCAGAACCUCGGCUGUUAUGUGGUCAGUGGCCUCAUCAUCUCAGCCCUCCUUCCAGCUGUAGCUCAUGGGGGCAAUUACUUUCUGUCACUAUCGCAAGUCAUCACCAAUAAUGCAAGCUGCACAGUGCAAAACCUGACUGAGCCCCCAGGGCCUGCUGUGCGUCUGGAGGAGCUUCAACACACAAACAGACUGAAUGGGAGCAAUACUUGGUGUCAGGUCGUGAGGUGCCGCCUUGGGCAGCUGGCAAAGGGAGCUGAGGUCUCUAUUGGACUACUGAGGCUGGUUCACAACGAAUUUUUCCGAAGGGCCAAGUUCAAGUCCCUGACAGUGGUCAGCACCUUUGAGCUGGGAACUGAGGAGCACAGUGUCCUACAGCUGACUGAAGCCUCCCGCUGGAGUGAGAGCCUCCUGGAGGUGAUUCAGACCCACCCCACCCUCAUCUCCCUGUGGACCCUCGCUGGGAGUGUCCUGGGAGGGCUGCUCCUGCUUGCUCUUCUUGUCUUCUGCUUGUGGAAGCUUGGCUUCUUUACACGUAAGAAAAUCCCCGAGGAAGAAAAAAGAAAAGUUGGAGGAAUGAAUGCAGAAUAAGGCUCUAGAAAGUCCUCUCUGGCAGCUUCUUCAGUGACUUGUGUCAGAGCAGAGGUUUGAGGGCCCUGUGGGAUCAAGAAGAAGCCUCUGGACUGUCUCCUCAGACUCACAGCCUGACUUGACUUUGGAGUCAUGGGGAUGCUGCUGGCAAGAGAUGAGGCUUUACCUCAGACAAGAAGGGCUGGCACCAAAAUCAGUAAUGCUCUCACCCUCUGCAUGGUCCCAAUUCCACAGUCAACACUGGGGUCUUUUCCCUAUCCCCGGGAAUCAAGAGAACUUUUUGCUUAGGUCCCUGACUCCUCUCAAACUCCCUCUUGGUCUCUCCUCGCAGUUCGCAAAGGAUGAAGAUUAUCCUCCUCCAUUCAGUACCAACUCUUUCAACUUCCUGCUUGCUCCCCACUCCACAGGAGGUUGCUGACGUUGGCUUGAAAGAAGUAAAGUCAACAUCUGCUGCUUUCCUGUGGAGCUUAGUGAUUCAUAGAGCUGGAUGGGUAGAGUCAACAGGAAAAAAGGAGGGAGGAGGAAAAGCCACAAGAGACAUUCUGUACAAUUCCAAGGAACAGAGAAGCCUUUAGACAGGCAACUGCCAUCCCCUCUGAAACCUGAGCUUUGCUAGUGCACUCGCCCUCCCUCAGGUGCUAGGGAAACAGAGCUGCCCCCAGGCUUGCUGGGCGAGAGCUUGCCAACCCUCAGCCUUCCCUAGGAGCAAAACCAGGGCUGGGUGCCUGAUUUUCUGGAGCCGGGGGCCCCCGGGUGGCUAAAGCUGGAAUAGCAGAGAAGACUGGGCACCCUAGGCAGUGUUUUCUCUACUUCUCUCAGACCUUACUCUUUGGCCCUCACUGGGACCUCCUUAUGGAAAGCAAACAGAAGGAAAAGGAUUGCUGUUUUAGGGGGGAAAACCCUUCCACCUUCUCAGCUUUGGGAAGCAGCAGUCCCAUGCGAUCCAAACAAGUAGAACUGCAUUAAAAAGAGGAAGUGGGUUGCAUGAGGUCCCUGGAAAGCAAGGCUUUACCUGCCCAGUGUUGGUUUUUUAGCACAAAUAACUCCUAGCAAAAUAUUUCUGGGGCAACUCUGGUCAUAUUUUGUAGGAUGUCUCUGUUGGAAUGUUUGGUAGCCCUUGCCUAAUAUUUACUGGAAAUCACCAAGAUAAUUUCUCUCUCUAACAUAUCCUAUCCUCAUCCCAUGUUGUUGUGGCUAGAAAAGACAAGUGGAUUCUCACAGACAUCUCAAAACAUAUGUUUCUUUGUAAUCAAGACUUUGGAUACCAAAGGCAGUUACUGGUCUCCAGAGUGCAACUUUGACAGCCAUUUGAAAGAUCAGCAUCCAUUUCUACCUGAGAAGAGAGAAACACCUCAUCGGGCAGUUCACUAGCAGCCACAGAACCUGUCCUCCCAGGCUGUUCUUCAGGCCUCACCACAAUGUUUAUUUUGGCAUGUCUCUGGCCCUCUGAAGAGGGCCACCCUCCUGGGCAUUGUCUCUGUUUCCCAGCACUGUGGACAGUAUAUCAGAUGGUCAUAACAAAUAAAGGUCAGUGUCAAGUA
Messenger RNA from Chinchilla lanigera (long-tailed chinchilla), 5160 nucleotides. It is a transcript of the gene Itga10, whose product is annotated as integrin, alpha 10. Lineage: Eukaryota; Metazoa; Chordata; Mammalia; Rodentia; Chinchillidae. The coding region runs from base 65 to 3619 and encodes 1184 amino acids. Gene Ontology annotation, molecular function: integrin binding. The transcript has 30 exons. The record is from RefSeq and is a predicted model, not a curated record. Gene Ontology annotation, cellular component: external side of plasma membrane; integrin complex. Gene Ontology annotation, biological process: cell adhesion mediated by integrin; cell-cell adhesion; integrin-mediated signaling pathway.